This is a messenger RNA of Fusarium oxysporum Fo47, 2862 nucleotides long. RefSeq names its product P-loop containing nucleoside triphosphate hydrolase protein. Gene Ontology annotation, molecular function: metalloendopeptidase activity; ATP hydrolysis activity; ATP-dependent peptidase activity. Gene Ontology annotation, cellular component: mitochondrial inner membrane. Bases 290 to 2764 code for a protein of 824 amino acids. Gene Ontology annotation, biological process: mitochondrion organization; protein quality control for misfolded or incompletely synthesized proteins. NCBI's taxonomy places the organism in Eukaryota, Fungi, Ascomycota, Sordariomycetes, Hypocreales, Nectriaceae. The record is from RefSeq and is a predicted model, not a curated record. The transcript is spliced from 4 exons.
UGGCAAGCGAACCGAACUCCCCAUCGAUUACAUACUGAUGAUGCCUGCGCGCGGUUCACUAUGAGUGCAUCGCGGUAGACAAUCCAUUCUUCUCUUUGAGUAGACUUAUCACGAAGCAAUCUCGGUGUAUGACAAACGUUUGCCUCCCGAGAAAUCGUUAGACGUGGCGGAGGCGCACACUAUCUGCCUACUUGCACGUCAUCGAGACACUUUGCAAUCAACCUUUCCCUGAGCAUCAGUACGAAAAUCAUCAUCCCGAAAGCACUUCUGGUGCAUAUAACUCCCCAGCAUGGCUUAUAAUGCCAUGAUGCUGCCGAACAUGGCAGCGACCACAACGGAGUUAUGGCCUUCGAUUACGAAUAUCGCCAUGGCUCCCUGGCGGCAUAUGACUUCAGUCACACCCAGUCGAUCGGUCCCUUCGAAGAAUGGCGUGGAACAGACAAAGGUGGCGGACGCUCAACGAGUGACCGAACUCCAAAUCCCCGAAUUCCUUCUACAAGUUGACUUUGGUUCCCUCUCUCGCUCACGAUUUUCUCCUAUGACACCGAUGACUGCUCAGACAACUCUUUCCAUCAUGGACCGUGUUGGCCUUCGAGCGGCCAACCCCAUUUUGCGACACCCUCAAUUUCAGCCCCGCGUAUUGACCCAGUCGUCUUUCCUACGCUCGUUUUCGCAAUCUUCUUCCGGUAUUCUCUCAUCUCCUCGUGGUAUCUCAACUCUCGGUGCAUUUUCUGUUCAGCGCAGAGCAUUCGGCAGCUCCAAUGGCAUUUCCCGCAACCAGCUGGCAACAUUGGAGGAAUCCGCCAAUCGAAAUCCCGGUAAUGCGAACGCGCAAAACGCUUUCUACCAGCUCCUUCUCCGUGCCAACAUGCCUGCUAUUCUUGUGGAACGAUAUCAAUCUGGACGCUUUGCCUCCAACGCUGCAACCAACGAUGCUUACCAGCGAGCCCUCACGAUGCUUGGUGUUAACGCUAACCAAGCUGCGAAUGCGCAAGGUGCUGUGAACGGAAACUUUGCUGGAACUCAAUGGCCAACUUAUGAGCAAGGCAUUGCCAACGCUGCUGUGGCUGGAUCCGCCAAUGGUGGUAAUCCUAUGGGCCACAAGGGUGAGCCCAUCCACGUUAUCGUUCAGGAGUCAACUCGGUCCACUAUCUUCCGCUGGUUCAAAUUUUUGGCCAUCUUCAUUGUGACCACCUAUCUCUGUUUCGCGCUUGUUACUAUUGCCAUCGAGGCAUUCAGUACUUUCCGUCGCGGUGGACCUAGCAGCAAGGCAGAUUCUGAGGUCAAGGCUGAGAAGCAAAAUACUCGGUUCAGCGAUGUUCACGGUUGUGAUGAAGCCAAAGAGGAACUCCAAGAAGUUGUAGAGUUUCUGAAGAAUCCCGAAAAGUUCAGCGAUCUUGGUGCUAAACUGCCCAAGGGCGUCCUCCUGGUUGGCCCUCCUGGUACUGGUAAGACGCUUCUUGCUCGAGCUGUUGCCGGCGAAGCCGGUGUUCCUUUUUUCUACAUGUCUGGUAGUGAGUUUGACGAGAUAUUCGUUGGCGUUGGUGCCAAGCGAGUCCGUGAGCUGUUCACCGCGGCUAAGAGCAAGUCCCCUGCCAUUGUUUUCAUCGACGAACUUGAUGCCAUUGGAGGCAAGCGAAACCCACGGGACCAAGCCCAUGCCAAGCAGACACUGAACCAGUUGCUUACCGAAUUGGAUGGCUUCGAUCAGGACAGCAAAAUUAUCAUUAUCGGAGCCACCAACUUGCCCAAAAUGCUCGACAAGGCCCUUACCCGACCUGGACGAUUUGACCGCCAUGUUAAUGUUGAACUGCCCGAUGUUCGUGGCCGUAUUGCCAUUCUCAAGCACCACGCCAAGAAGAUCAAGGUUGGACCUGAUGUUGACCUCGAAGCUAUUGCUGCUCGAUGCCCCGGUCGAUCUGGUGCCGAACUUGAGAACAUGCUGAACGUUGCCGCUCUCCGAGCCAGCCGAGCCAAGGCCAGUGUUGUUCGAAAGCAAGAUAUGGAAUGGGCCUACGACCGAGUCACCAUGGGUUCCGAACGCAAGUCAAUGGUUGUCACUGAGAAAGAGAAGGAGAUGACUGCUUAUCACGAGGCUGGCCAUGCGCUUGUUCAGCUUUUUGAUAAGGAGAGCUCAAACACUCUGUACAAGGUCACAAUCCUCCCCAAGGGUCCCUCGCUGGGCCACACCGCCCAACUUCCCCAGAUGGACAAGUAUUCUUACACAGCUGCUGAGUAUAUGUCAAAUAUCCGCGUCGCACUUGGAGGAAAGAUGGCUGAAGAGCUACGAUACGGUGACGACAAGGUGACAUCUGGUGUUUCAUCGGAUCUCGAGAGGGCCACCGACCUGAGCUUCAUGAUGGUGACACUCUUUGGCAUGUCUAGUGUUCUGGGACCUGUUGAAUAUGGCCGAAGAUACGAGAACCUCAGUUCGGAAACAAAGGCAGCAAUUGAAGGCGAGGUUCAGAGGACAAUACGAAAGUCGUACGAGGAUGUACGAAAACUGUUGACGGACAAGCGAAACGAACUCGACUUGUUAGCCAAGGCUCUUGUUAAGUACGAGACUUUGGACAAGGCCGAAGUGGAGAAGGUGAUUCGCGGUGAGAGCCUCCCUGGGCGUAUCAUCGCUCCUAAGGGACCCAUGACAUUGCCUAUCCCUCAGCAAGCCCCGACACCUCCUGGUCUCGGCGGCGUGACUCAUCCUCAACCUCCGGAGACACCUGCGCCACCAGCUGCAGCAGACACAUCAAACACUGAAGGGUGAGCUCCGAGUUUUGGUAGUGGAUAACACGCCAAGAUUGGGGUCAGAGAAGACGAAGAGGAUGCGAUGGGUAGUCCACGCCACAUGCAUUGUGUGACGCG